CUUCAAAACAGAUAAGCACUGCUGUGGUACGUUAACGUGAAAAUGCCAAAAAUGGCUCGCAGUGAUCACAUUUACUUUUUAAGACAGGCGUUCGUCACCUUCACAGUAUGCGUGCAGUCAGUGGGCAUCGGCAUCAUGCUGGGCUUUCCAGCCAUCCUGAAUCCUGCGAUCGUGGACCCGGAUAGCGACAUCAAGGCUACGUCCAGUGAUGCAUCUUGGCUUGCAUCAAUCGUUGGAAUGGCUGGAGUUCUCGGUUUCUUCGUCCUCUCACCAUUACUGCAGACUGCUGGACGGAAAUGGACGAAUAUCCUCAAGAAUUUAAUAAUGGGCAUUGGCUGGAUCAUAUUUUACUAUGCAACCUCUUUACCAGCAUUAUACGCCGCCAGAUUCAUACAAGGCAUUUCCAUGGGAGGCAUUUAUAUCAAUGUCAUUCUCAUCGGAGAAUAUUCGGACCCUGAUCGCAGAGGUUACUAUACAGCAUUCCAGAAAGCUUCCCUAUCAGCUGGAACGCUAUUCUGCCAUGCCAUGGCUCUUUCCUUCACUUGGAGAGAUGUCGCAGCAAUCGCCAUUAUACCACCCAUGUUGGCAACAAUACUCACAUGCUUCUGGCCAGAGUCGCCCUUCUUCUUAGCCAUGAGGGGACGUUUCGACAAAUGCGAGAAGUCUUUCCACUGGCUCAAUGGGACGAAAAGGAAUCAAGAACUGAAGGAUUUGAUAUCUUCGCAACGAACAAGGAUAGAACAAGAAAAAUACGAUCAACGAACCAUCGGAAAAUGGUUGCAUCUGUUAUCAAGGCGUGAUUUCCGGAGAGCGUUGUUGAUAGUCGCCAUUUUGACUGUAGCAAUUGAUUUGAGUGGCCGUAACUUUUUGAAAGCAUACAUAGUUCAGAUCAUGACGAGUUUAACAGGCAGCAAAACGACUGGAGUGUAUUUCUCUAUAUUAUCAGAUUCUCUAGUUAUUAUAGCUUUGCUGUUAUCCAGUCUAGUUAUUAAAUUUUGCCCGAGGAGAAGGCUCCUUUUCACAUUUGGUCCUUUGACUGUUCUCACGCUUAUUGUAAUAAGUUUGGUGUUAUUUUUGAAAAACACUUAUGACUUCAAUAUUUCUCUAUGGGUCGGGCCGUGUUUGAUUUUGUUUGUGAAUAUUGUAGUACACAUGGGAGUGAGUCCGGUAGGAUUUGUGAUAUUUGGGGAGAUAUUCCCUUUGGAUUUGAAAGGUUUUGGUUCUUUUUUCAGUGGGAUUGUGUUUACAGCUUCGUACGGUACAACACUGAAGCUAACACCAGUUUUGAUGGAAAGUUUAGGUGUAGAAGGCGCGUAUUUUAUUUACGGAUGUUCUUUGACUAUAUGUUUAGUUUUAUUAUUUUUCAUUUUGCCAGAAACUAAAGACAAGACUUUAUCAGAAAUAGAAAGUAGAUUGAAAGGUGAACCAAAAAGUAUUUGUGAAAAAGAAAGCACAUUGUUGGGCGUGAGUUAACGUAAUUAGACGUUAAUUUGACUGAAUAAAUUUAAUUCGUAGGGAAACUUAGUGAUUAAAGACUGUAAUAAGUUAUUUUAACGACUGUCUAAUGCAGGGUUUCCCAAUUUUUUUUGCCAAGGAACCCUAAUUGAUUAUACUUUUCCUAGCGGAACCCCCGUACUACUCCGCCCGCACGCCCUGUCCCUCCCUUGUGCGUAAACAAGUCGGUGCGAGCGAACAACGUCGGUCACGAAACGUGGGAUAAUAUUUUUUACGGAACCCUUGCGGCCUUUCCACGGAACCCCAGGGUUCCGCGGACCACUAUUCGGGAACCGCUGGUCUAAUGUAUUUGCAACAAAGAUCAAUGAUCCAAACCAAAUAAUUAAGCGAAACAUCCAUCUUCACACGUUUUAAUGAUAGUGACGUUUCUUAGCAUGACGUGCUUAAUAUGCUUAUUUAUGUCACAAACACCUUGAAAACACGUGAUAGAUACCUUUUAUUUUAUUGUUAAAUAUUUAUUAAAAGAACACGAAAAAAAAGUUUAAAAUAAUGUUGUAUUCCGCAGACUCGUAACAAUAUACAGGAUGUCCCGAAAAGAACAUUCCGAACUUAAGGAGAUGACAGACUAAUGGAUGACCCAUCUAUAAAAAAGUAUCACCAUUAAAAUUUCAGGUACGAUUUUUUCAUGUUUU
Molecule: messenger RNA, 2147 nt
Organism: Ostrinia nubilalis (European corn borer)
Lineage: Eukaryota; Metazoa; Arthropoda; Insecta; Lepidoptera; Crambidae
Product: facilitated trehalose transporter Tret1-like
Exons: 3
Coding region: 43-1473 (476 amino acids)
Biological process (GO): transmembrane transport
Cellular component (GO): membrane
Molecular function (GO): transmembrane transporter activity
Source: RefSeq, a predicted model, not a curated record